Molecule: messenger RNA, 2875 nt
Organism: Penaeus monodon (black tiger shrimp)
Lineage: Eukaryota; Metazoa; Arthropoda; Malacostraca; Decapoda; Penaeidae
Exons: 3
Coding region: 1094-2764 (556 amino acids)
Source: RefSeq, a predicted model, not a curated record
UACAAAGUGACAGGGACACUGAACACCAAGUCGUGCAAGAAGGUUAGUAUUAGGGAUAGACUGUAAUAAGAGAAGAAGCAAAGGCAGUACAGGAUCAGACUUAGAAGACGAAAAAUCGAAGAAAAAGAAAAGGAAAUCAAGGAGGGAGCAAAAGUUGGAAUCCACUGAAGAAAAGGCGAAAAGAUUAAGCUUGAAGUUAAACAAGAUUUUUAAGAGGGAAAGAGAGAAACACAAGAGAGAAGCCUCAUCGCCUGACCUUCAAGUGCCACAGGGAAAAAGGCUGGGCUCAGCAGAAUCAAGAGGGAAGAAUUACACUUCAAGAUCUUCAAUAGAUGACCAAGGGAAAGCACCUACAGGAGAUAGCGAAGUGUUGAAGAAUGUGUUUUCAAGGCCAGUUUUGAAUACUUUUAGAAUUCCAAAAAAGAAGAAAGUGACUGAUGACAGUGUGGUUGAACAGAAAUCCGUUCUGGCAUCAAGAGAACACCAGAUUGCUUCAAAAAAGCCUUCAGGGUAUGCUCCUAGGACACUUGAUCAAAAAAGAGAGACCAACAGACAUAAGAAGGACAGAGACCUAAACGUGGGCAGUCAAAAUAGAAGUCAGAGGGGGAAUGAGGGAAGAAGAAGUAGUGAAUAUUCUCAAAAUGAUUGGGGAGGAGGUAGUUGCAGUCCUCCAGAUCAGGGUCAUGAUGUGGACAGUGCUUGUGAACAUAGCCCAGCACCCUAUUCACCAGGAGAGGGACAAAUCAGUGGGAAUCAGGUUGGGGAAGCAGAGAAAAAUGCUCAUGGUUUCACACUCCAACAAAUAACUAUACCUAACAACUCUGAGGUUCAAGGACCACCACCGCCACCACCACCUGUGAUUGAGUGUUGGGAGGAACUUGCAGAGCUCAUUAGGACUCUUGAAAAUUGCAAAAAAGGAAGCACUGACAGUCCAGCAAACUUAGAGUUGGGGAGUAAUGUUGUUGACCUUGAAAAGGAUAUUGAUGUGGUUGUAGACUCUAGUGACUCAGGAAGCACAACAAAAAAGUUAGCUAGUGAAGCUCCAAGAGAAGGUACUUUGACAGCUGAGCAAAGUAAUAUAGAUAGAAAACAAAUGACUAGUCUCAAAGGGGAAAUUGAACUUGGCAGCAGACCACAGCCUGGGAAAUUAGUUGCUGGUGAGUAUACUGCUGAAGGUAAAGGAGUGGAAAAUCAGUAUUCACACCUUGAUAAGAGACAGAAAACAAAAUUGUAUGAGAAGAAGAAAAAGUCGUAUUAUGAAGCCAAAAAGAAGUACUAUAAUGAAAAGGGAGAUGUUGAGAAUAAUGAGAAAAAGCAGAUGAGAUUUAAGGAGUAUGAGAAAAGAAGGGAGGAUUAUUAUAAUAUGAAAUGGUAUUUAUAUGAAGAAAAGAGGAGGGAACACAUUGAAAGGAAGAAAGCCAGCAAAGAAAAGGAAGAAAGCAAGAUUGCCAAGGAACAGUCAAAAACUGUAUUGGAUGAGACAGACAGUGGUGUGAAAGAGGCAGAGAAUGUUAUAGAUAUGACAGAGAAUAAUUUGGAUGAGCCAGAAAAUGUUAGGAAAAAGAAAGAUGAUAUUACGAAUGAAACCGAGAAAGGAGAACCACAUGUGAACAAAGUAUAUGAGGUACAGUCUCUUGGAAAUUCUGAAGGUAAAGUAGAUGAGGUACAGUCUCUUGGAAAUUCUGAAGGUAAAGUAGAUGAAAGUGACACCGAUAAAACUCAAAAAGAUGGCGACUCGGAGAUGCCCCCACUUUUACCACCUCCUUUACCACCCACAAAUUUAAUGGCAUUAGCUCCCAAAAGUACGCAGCAGGGGCAUGAAUCUUUAGAGAGUAGGUUAGAGAACAUACCAAAAAUUGGGUCCACUAAUGUUUUGGCCGUGGAGAGAGAAGAAAAUUCAGACAUGGACUUAGACUCAGACAUGGAUCUUGCAACAUCAGAAUCAUCUGAUGAAGAUAAUGAUGAGUUGAAUUUGCUAGCAAGAUUUGGAGUUGAUGUAAGUAAUUUGCAUGGUGACUCCUCAACAGAACAUGAAGCUAGCAUUACACAAAACCAAGAAGUAAUAGUUUGUGAUAGUAGCUCUAGUCUGAGGAACAUUGUUCAUAAGUUAAUGGAUUGUGUCAGUAGUGAUACUGGAAAUUCAAACACUAAGAAUGUUUGUCCGAAUCCCAGUACGAUAAUUGAUUUGGCAAGCAGUCCAGAAGUUGUAAAAACGGUUGGUAGUGAAGGCACUGAAGGAGAGACUAGCCAGAAAGGAGGAGAAGAUAAUGAAUUACUGGGUCUGUCAUCUCUGCUGAAAAAAGUAGCUAAGAGAAUCCAUCCCACUCCACCACCAAAAAGUGCUUCUAAUGAACGUAUUAAGGAAACUUUGCCUUCCGUUCCUGACAAACCAAAAGAUGGUACUUCUGAUCAGCAUAUAAAGGAAAUAUUUUCUGCUGGUCCAGAAAAACCAAAGGAAAGUUCUUCUGAUCAAUAUAUUAAGGACAUUAUUUCUGCCGUUCCCAAAAAAGAUAAGGAAAAGGUAUCAAAAUGGACUGCAAGACAAUUCCUUCCACUAGAAGAGCUGACAGACCCCAAGGGAAGUUUGGACGAGUCAAAUGACUUAGAAGUGGUGUACUCGAGAAUAUCGUUGCCUGACCCGAGGAGGGGCUCACGAGGGGAUGCCUUGCCAAGUUACUACCAACAGACUCCUUUGGGUCAAGUUGUGGUGGACAAAUCUAAAGAUAUGCCUCUCUUGGGUAAGUCGAAGCAUUUCUGUUUUUAAUUUAACCUUUUGCUGACGGGUGGCAUGUACGUAUAUGCCAUGGCACGGCUGGACUGUCUGCCGGGGGCAUGUACGUACAUGCCAUGGUGUAUGUAUGGACAUGCCAUGAGU